Ostertagia ostertagi is the source of this 423-nucleotide messenger RNA. The record is from the annotation of a GenBank genome assembly. NCBI's taxonomy places the organism in Eukaryota, Metazoa, Nematoda, Chromadorea, Rhabditida, Trichostrongylidae.
AUGAAACAAAAGAUUGGAAAUGCAUGUGGAACAUUUGCUCUAUUCCAUGCUCUGGCGAAUCUUGAAGGAGUCGUAGAUCUAGGAAACGGAUCGUUCUCCAAUUGGUUGAAAAAAGCGAAAUUACUAUCGAUAGAAGAAAGAUCGGAUUUGCUUCUGCAGAGUGAAGAACUUUCGACUGCUCAUGAAGAAACAGCGAGAGAAGGAGAAACUGAGGAACCUGCGAAUGUGGAGCACCAUUUUAUCUGUUACGUGAAGAAAGACGGUGUUCUUUAUGAAAUAGAUUCCUGUGCACCAUUCCCUCGUCCGUUGGGCAAUCCUUCGGAAGACGAAGCAUUAGUGAGCGCAGCUGGAAAGCAUAUAAAGAAGUUGAUGGAAGACAUUAGUGAUGCCUCAUUUUCGGCAAUGGCCUUGGUUAAGAGUUAA